GAGCCGACUGACAGUGGUGAUGCAUUUGCUCUGUGCUAACCUUGCCCAGGACCCUGGUGACAGAGAGUAUGCAUUUGCUAGAAGUCUGCCGGGAUCCAAGAUACACAUGUAGUUCUUGUUUCCAAACCAUUCACACUAUGCUUUGGCAAGAAAAGAAAAAAAGAGAACUCGUCAGUGUUUGCCUUUACAAUCCCCAGCCACAGAACACAGAGACCUCAGAUCUACAAGACACCAGACCUCACACUGUGAAACAGAAAGCAAAUAAAAAGAAUCUUUAUUUUAAAAAGCAUUUGAUCCACCAAGAACAGGGCAACUGGAUUGUUCAGCCAGUUUUACAGAAUGAGGAUCAGUUUAAAGAACGAAGAAGCCAAUAUUGGGAUUAUCUUUGAAUGGUCCAUUUGGAAAUAAUAUUAUCUAUUGAGCUAUAGAAGGGUGGAAAGCUUUUAUUCAGAACAAUGAAUUUCAUUAAGGAGAACAGUCAAGCCCUCAUUCAAAGAAUGGGAAUGACUGUUAUAAAGCAGGUUGUGGACGAGCUCUUUGUGUGGAAUGUUCUGAAUUUUGAAGAAGUAAACAUCAUUUGCUGCGAGAAGGUUGAGCAGGAUGCUGCCAGAGGGAUCAUUCACAUGCUUUUGAAGAAGGGUUCCGAAGCCUGUAACCUCUUUCUUAAAUCCCUUGAAAAGUGGAACUAUCCUCUGUUUCAGGACUUGAAUGGACAAAGCCUUUUUCAUCAGAUGUCAGAUGGAGACUUAGAUGAUUUGGCUCAAGAUUUAAAAGAUUUAUACCAUUCCCCAUAUUUUCUGAACUUCUAUCCCCUGGGUGAAGAUAUUGACAUUAUCUUUAAUUUGAAAAGCACCUUCACGGAACCUGUUCUAUGGAGGAAAGACCAGCGCCAUCACCGUCUGGAGCAGCUGACCUUGAGUGGCCUGCUGGACACUCUUCAGAGCCCCUGCAUCAUCGAAGGGGAAUCGGGCAAAGGGAAGACCACGCUGCUACAGCGAAUCGCCAUGCUCUGGGCCUCGGGAAAGUGCGGGGCCCUGACCAAGUUCAAAUUAGUCUUCUUCCUCCGUCUGAGCCGGGCCCACGGUGGACUCUUUGAAACCUUGUGUGACCAACUCCUGGAUGUACCCGACCCGAUCAGAAAGCAGACUUUCAUGGCCAUGCUGCUGAAGCUCCGGCAGAGGGUCCUUUUUCUCCUGGAUGGCUACAACGAGUUCAAGGCCCAGAACUGCCCGGAAAUCGAAGCCCUGAUAAAGGAAAACCAUCGCUUCAAGAAUAUGGUCAUGGUCACCACCACCACCGAGAGCCUGAAGCACAUCAGGCAGUUCGGGGCCCUGACUGCCGAGGUGGGGGAUAUGACGGAGGAGAGUGCACAGGCUCUCAUCCGGGAAGUGCUGAUCAGGGAGCAUGCAGAGAGCUUGGUGCUGCAAAUUCAGAAGUCCAGGUGCCUGCGGAAUCUGAUGAAGACCCCACUCUUUGUGGUCAUCACUUGUGCAAUCCAGAUGGGGGAAAGUGAGUUCCACUCCCACACACAAACAACGCUGUUCUGUACCUUCUAUGACCUGCUGAUACAGAAAAACAAGCACAAACAUAGAGGGGUGGCCGCUAGUGACCUCACUCAGAGCCUGGACCACUGUGGAGACCUGGCUCUGGAGGGCGUGUUCAACCACAGGUUUGAUUUCGAAUCAAAGGAUGUGUGCAGUGUGAACGAGGAUGUCCUCCUGACAACUGGCCUCCUCUGCAAAUACACGGCUCAGCGGUUCAAGCCAAAGUAUAAAUUCUUUCAUCAGUCAUUCCAGGAGUACAUAGCAGGCCGCCGACUCAGCAGUUUAUUGGCAUCUCGGGAGCCCGAGGAGGUGACCAAGGGGAACGGUCAUCUGCAGAAAAUGGUUUCCAUUUCAGAUAUUACAUCCAAGUACAGCAACCUGCUCCUGUACACGUGCGGAUCGUCUACCGAAGCCACCAGGACUGUCCUGAAACACCUGGCAGCCGUGUGUCAACAUGGCAGCCUCCCCAGCUUCUCCAUCACCAAGAGGCCUCUCUGGAGGCAGGAAUCUAUGCAAAAUGUGAAAAGCACUACUGUGCAAGAAAUUCUGGAAGCCAUAAACACCAGUUCCUUUACAGAGUGUGGCAUCAAUUUAUUUCAUGAGAGUAUAUCCAAGGCAGACCUGAGUGAAGAAUUUGAAGCUUUCUUUCGUGGUAAAAGCUUAUAUAUCAACUCAGAGAACAUCCCUGAUUACUUAUUUGACUUCUUUGAGCACUUGCCUAAUUGUGCAAGUGCUCUGGACUUCAUCAAACUGGACUUCUACGGGGGAGCCACAGCUUCGUGGGACAAGCCCACAGAGGGCACGAGCAGGACCCACAAGGAAGAGUCCUCUGGUACCUACAUUCCCAGCAGGGCUGUGUCUUUGUUCUUCAACUGGAAGCAGGAGUUCAAGACUCUGGAGGUCACACUCCGGGAUUUCAGCAAGUUGAAUAAGCAAGAUAUCAAAUAUCUGGGGAAGAUAUUCAGCUCUGCUACAAGCCUCCGGCUGUCCAUUAAGAGGUGUGCUGGUGUGGCUGGAAGCCUCAGUUUGGUCCUCAGCACCUGUAAGCACAUUCAUUCCCUCGUGGUGGAAGCCAGUCCCCUCACCAUAGAGGACGAGCAGCACAUCACAUCCGUGGCAAACCUGAAAACCUUGAGUAUUCACAACCUACAGACUCAGCGGCUGCCAGGUGGUCUGACUGACAGCUUGGGUAAUUUGAAGAAUCUUAUGAAGCUUAUGCUGGAUAACAUUAAGAUGAAUGAGGAAGAUGCUAUAAAACUAGCUGAAGGUCUGACAGACCUGAAGAAUAUGUGUUUACUUCGUUUGACCCACUUGUCUGACAUUGGGGAGGGAAUGGAUUAUAUAGCAAAGUCUUUGUCAGCCAAACCCUGUGACCUUGAAGAAAUCCAAUUAGUCUCCUGCUGCCUGACCGGAACGGCUGUGAAAACCCUAGCUCAGAAUCUUCACAAUUUGGCCAAACUGAGCAUCCUUGAUUUAUCUGAGAAUCACCUGGAAGAGGAUGGAAAUGAAGCUCUGAGUGAACUGAUUGACAGGCUGCACGUGUUGGAACAGCUCACUGUGCUGAUGCUGCCCUGGUGCACUGAUGUGCGCGUCAGCCUGACCAGGCUGCUGGAGCAACUGGAGGGGGCCCCACAACUCGUCAAACUUGGGCUGAAGAACUGGAGGCUCACCGAUGCAGAGAUUAGAAUUCUAGGUGCAUUUUUUGAAAAGAACCCUCUGAAAAACUUCCAGCAGCUGGAUUUGGCAGGAAAUUGUGUGAGCAGUGAUGGAUGGCUUACCUUCAUGGGUGUAUUUGAAAACCUUAAGCAAUUAGUGUUUUUUGACUUCAGUACUAAAAGAUUUUUACCCGAUGCAGCAUUAGUCAGAAAACUUGGCCAUGUGUUAUCAAAGUUAACUUUUUUGCAAGAAGCUAGGCUUGUUGGGUGGCAAUUUGAUGAUGAUGAUAUCAGUGUUAUUAAAGGUGCCUUUAAACUAGUAACUGCUUAAAUAAAGGGCAACCUGAGCC
Myotis brandtii (Brandt's bat) is the source of this 3549-nucleotide messenger RNA. RefSeq names its product NLR family, CARD domain containing 4 (gene NLRC4). Lineage: Eukaryota; Metazoa; Chordata; Mammalia; Chiroptera; Vespertilionidae. Gene Ontology annotation, biological process: regulation of apoptotic process; detection of bacterium; defense response to bacterium. Bases 456 to 3530 code for a protein of 1024 amino acids. The record is from RefSeq and is a predicted model, not a curated record. The transcript has 10 exons.